Molecule: messenger RNA, 936 nt
Organism: Frankliniella occidentalis (western flower thrips)
Lineage: Eukaryota; Metazoa; Arthropoda; Insecta; Thysanoptera; Thripidae
Product: baculoviral IAP repeat-containing protein 2-like
Exons: 4
Coding region: 1-936 (311 amino acids)
Biological process (GO): positive regulation of protein ubiquitination; regulation of cell cycle; negative regulation of apoptotic process
Cellular component (GO): nucleus; cytoplasm
Molecular function (GO): cysteine-type endopeptidase inhibitor activity involved in apoptotic process; ubiquitin protein ligase activity
Source: RefSeq, a predicted model, not a curated record
AUGUUUGCAGACGCUGUGCUAGGAGGUUCAAGUAUCAUUCCAACAAAACCAGAGGAAUUGGCAAAUGAGCGUAAGCAAAGAAGAAUGUGCCGAAAGCUGAACACAUCAACUAUUACACCACUAUCCAAGUCCGAAGAGGAGGAGGAGGAGGAGGAGGAGGAGGAGGAGGAGGAUGAGGACCCAGGAAUUGACACCGUGCAGCGAUGGCUAACUGUGGAGAACCCCGUUGGUCAGACGCUGUCUGCAGACACAGUAUUUUCCCGGUGGAUCGUGGAGACUGUAGCGAGGAGUCGGAUUGAGACCGUAUCGUCCCCCGUGGAUCGCGGUGCGAAGAGGCACAACGAGAACACUCCUGUGAUCAAGCGUAGUGCUUUGGACAAGCCUGCCCACCCCGCUUAUGUAGACCUGAAAGUCAGACAGGAGUCGUUUGCUCGCUGGGAGCAUGAGGACACAGUGGGAGCCUCGCAGUUGGCCUCUGCGGGAUUUUUCUACACAAAUAUUGAAGAUAAAACGAUAUGCUUUUCAUGCGGGGGUGGACUGCAAGCCUGGACGAAGGGGGAUGAUCCCUGGAGUGAACAUGCAUUUUAUUUCCCAAAAUGUAAUCAUGUGCAUGAGAUAAAGGGCUCCGAGUUUGCCACUCUCGUGCAGGGCGAGAGACCGGCCACACUGACACCAAAGGUUAGUUCUUAUUUGUCUUUUUCCUUGCAGGAGAUCCAAGCUUUGGCGUGUAAUGAGUCAGCUGGCGCCGAGACCAACAGUGAAGAGGCCAGAGGGGAUGACCCCCUGCAGUGCAAGAUAUGUCUGGAUAAGGAAAUGAGUAUUGUGUUUUUGCCGUGCAAACAUUUUGUCUCUUGUUCUAACUGUGGAAAAGUUGUUAAGAAAUGUGUGGUGUGUCGAGAGUACAUUCGUGGUGUACUGCAGGUGUAUAUGUCUUGA